Molecule: messenger RNA, 270 nt
Organism: Neoarthrinium moseri
Lineage: Eukaryota; Fungi; Ascomycota; Sordariomycetes; Amphisphaeriales; Apiosporaceae
Exons: 1
Coding region: 1-270 (89 amino acids)
Source: RefSeq, a predicted model, not a curated record
AUGCUGGGCCCGCCAGGCUCGGUAUGGAAAGGUAAAGUACUGGGCAUGGCUCCGCUCCACCUCGACACACGGGCUCUAGCCGUCGAUGACCGUCCAUCCACAUCCGUCCAUCGCAUCCUGCUCCGGUCGUGGGCCCUGUCCCAGUCCUGGCCCCCGUCCCGCCUGCGCUCGCACCCUGCUCCUGGCACCGCUCCCUGGCUCCUGGAUGUCUGGCUGGCUGCCCGCUGGCAGUCCGCCAAUGGCUGGUGCGUCUUCUUCCAACCUAACUAA